Molecule: messenger RNA, 1365 nt
Organism: Sorex araneus (European shrew)
Lineage: Eukaryota; Metazoa; Chordata; Mammalia; Eulipotyphla; Soricidae
Gene: CCDC90B
Product: coiled-coil domain containing 90B
Exons: 9
Coding region: 298-954 (218 amino acids)
Cellular component (GO): mitochondrion
Source: RefSeq, a predicted model, not a curated record
UUUCCGUCCAGGUGUCCCCCGCUGGUCCUAGGGUGCACCGGCUGCUGGCUGUCCAGGGGGCCUUUAUAUCGAAGCCGGUCUUUGCUGCCGUGAGACGAGCGCCGGCGGGGCACAGCUGAGGUGCAGUUUCCGCGGGCGGGCACGAGCGCGCGCGCCUCCGCGGGGCCAGUCUCGCGAGAUCUCGGGUGGGCCUCGCCGCCGGCCGCAUCCGGAAACUACAUUUCCCGGGGUCUUUGGCGGCAGGACUACGUUACCCAGGGGCCUGCGCAUCCCUCUCGCCGCGGACAGCCCGGAGGGAUGUGGAGCCGCCGGCUCGGGAGGCUGCUGCGGAGGGAAUGCGGAGGGGGGCGCCGGCGCCCAGCGCUUCGCGGGCUCAGCUUCCCCCCGGCCCUGCGCAGAGACUUCUUAACCACCACGACCAAAGAAGGCUACGAUGUGAGGCGUGUGGACAUAACUCCUCUGGGACAAAGAAAGUUAACUUUUGAUACCCAUGCGUUGGUUCAGGACUUGGAAACACAUGGAUUUGACAAAGCACAGGCAGAAACAAUUGUAUCGGCAUUAACCACUUUAUCAAAUGUCAGCCUGGAUACCAUCUAUAAAGAGAUGGUCACCCAAGCUCAGCAGGAAAUAACGGUACAACAGCUAAUGGCUCAUUUGGACUCCAUCAGGAAAGACAUGGUUAUCCUAGAGAAAAGUGAAUUUGCAAAUCUGAGAGAAGAAAACCAGAAAAUGAAAAUUGAAUUAGAGCAAGUUAAGCAACAACUGAUAAAUGAAACCAGUCGAAUCAGAGCAGAUAAUAAACUGGACAUCAACUUAGAAAGGAGCAGAGUGACUGAUAUGAUCAAGAAAAGAAACUUAUGGAAGCAACUACAGAAUUCACCAAUAAAGAUACCAAAACCAGAAGUAUUAUUUCAGAGACCGGUAAUAAAAUUGAUACUGAAAUUGCUUCUUUAAAAACACUGAUGGAAUCUAACAAGCUUGAGACAAUUCGUUAUCUUGCAGCCUCGGUGUUUACUUGCCUGGCAAUAGCAUUGGGAUUUUAUAGAGUCUGGAAAUAACAGCGAAUCAUUGCAUUGUGCUCAUCUGUGCUACUGUUUACCAGAGACUUUUCCUGGAAAGGUUUUCUCUUGAAUAUAGAAAGUUGCAUCAGAGAUUUAAUACAAGGUUAUUCCAAGUAUAUGUGGACUAAAAAAGAAGUGUUUCAAACUGGAUGAAGUACUUUAUCUUAUUUUGUAUAUAUCUAUUUUAUUCUAUUGAAAAGCUGCCAUUCAAAACCUGAUUAACAUGCAAUAGAACUUUUGUCUUUAACCUUUUGAUAGUGCUUGUAAAUAAUCAGAAAUAGAAAUAGUACAGAAUUGUUUUAUA